Messenger RNA from Chlamydomonas reinhardtii, 10728 nucleotides. RefSeq lists its product as uncharacterized. The record is from RefSeq and is a predicted model, not a curated record. Gene Ontology annotation, biological process: cyclic nucleotide biosynthetic process; intracellular signal transduction. The transcript has 18 exons. Lineage: Eukaryota; Viridiplantae; Chlorophyta; Chlorophyceae; Chlamydomonadales; Chlamydomonadaceae. The coding region runs from base 806 to 10033 and encodes 3075 amino acids.
UGUGACAGCGCCGGUUAUUCACGCAAGAUUAUGCUGCCAGCACUAUCCACACGCAACGGUGCCCAUGUAUACGCGAAGGUCAGCCGGUCACGCGGCCGAUAACAGUGAUGGCGGGAAAGCUGUAUCCACACCCUGAGUCCUCAGAAGCGCCGCAAAAAGACCCAGCGUUGGUUCACGCGCUAUAACCUGCAUACAAGCGAAGCGCCACGCCAACGAUGCAGUCCAUCAAGACCCACGCACUCAAAGUGCUGGUUAUACAAACUUAGCUUCCCUAUAGUUACCAAAAAUCAAUACUGCUACUGUGGCAGCCAAUAGUGUUCAGCAGAGUAGCGACAAAUGAAAUUGGUUUACGUGGCAGAGCCGGUCAAGUUGCUUGACCCGAUUGCGAAACCGAGUGCUUGUCUGUAUACAUAAACGAUGAUAAGUUUAUGUGUAAUUAUAACAUUCAGUAAUAGCAUAAAUUCAUACUAGGAGAACGUGGCUCCAGGAUUUCGCCCUGCGCUAGACCUCUGCGGCUUCGCGCAUAACGGCAUAACGGGGAACGUAUGCAAACAAACCGCCUCACGAGCUUUAAAUUUGAAUAUAAGCUUUAUAGCUCUCCAAGACAUUGUCGCCAACCCCCGCACGGUUGUGGACUGUCGGCUGACAGGCAGAAGCGAGCUUGUGCUUGAGGCAGCACGACGUGGCCCAUUGGCGAUGCCGCACCACCAAAAGGAAUUUGCUGCAGCAUGGCUAUCAGAUGAGGGUACACUUGUUGUUCACCUGUUAUAGAUAGCGUUUCCCUGGACAGCGGCGCACAGGGUUAAUGUCCCUGACGCCCCAGCAUGAUGCUGGCUCAACGUUGACCGUCCUCGCACUCUGCUCUCUCCUGGCAGCUCUACCCUGUGUGUUCGGACAGACUGGGGCUCAUGGCGGCAAUGCGACCGAACAGCUCCUGCUAUGCGGUCUGUCCCCGGCCCUCCCCUCAUUUGCGUCCAUAGCGGCCGACCACUCGGCCGCCGCCAAGCUACAGAGUGCGGACAGCGGCGUGCUGCAGCCCACGCGGCUGCUCCACGGGGUCCUGGCCCAGGCGGCGCUGCAGGGCCCGGUGGCACCAGGCUUGGACGCCGUCCUGGCAGAUGAAGCUUUGUCGGUGGCCGCUGAGGGCUGGUGGGAGGGCGCGCAGUUCGUAGCAGCGCCUGGGGGUGUCGGUGGGGCAGGGACGGCGUUGGCGCCCGCAGCUUUGUCCGCGGUGGCGGUUGGGGAGAGUGAGCUGUCCGUGCUGCCCCUGCUCCGCUCUCACGCGGCCGGCAACACCAGCUGGCUGCAGCAGCUCAACGCCUCCGCCGCCGCGGGGGCCGAGCUGCCGGCCGAGCUGCUCACGCCGCGGCUAGGCAGCGCUGACGGCCCCGCGGCGGCGCCGCUGCUAUUGCUCUACCGCCGCGACUGGUGGCAGCGGCUGGUGGCGACCGGGGGCGUGGGCAGUAACAGCACUGGCAGCGGUGGUCCUAACGCCACGGCUGCCGAGCAGCUGCUUCCCCCCACCUGGGACCUGCUGGUGCAGCUGCUGAGCGCGCUGCGGAACUCGGACCUAGACGGGGACAGGCAAGCCGACCACGUGCUUUGCGCCGACCUGCAGCCGGGCUGCAAGGGCUGGGCGCUGCUGGCGGCCGUGUAUGCGUCCCUGGCGCAGACGCACGGCACGCAGCAGGGCAUCUGGUUCAACGCCACCGACCUGAGCCCCGCGGUGGGCGGCCCCGCCAUGCAGGCCGCGCUGCAGACGUACGCGGCCCUGGCAGCCAGCAACGCAGCGCCGUUUACGCCGGGCGGUGCGGCGGUGUCACUCAGCAAUGUGAGUGUGUCGACUGAGGAGCUGUUGCGGGGUGGUGGCGGCGAGCUGCCCACGGACGGGAGCGCACCGGCGUGCGGGGCUGUGAAUCCGCUCUUUGCCGCGGGCCGCUGCCUGUUCACCAUUGACUGGGCCACGGCGGUGCUGCGGCUGACGCGGGACCGAGCACCAAACACUUGCGGUCAGCUGGGUGUCACCCUGCUGCCGGGCAGUGGGGCCGUGGCGCCGGUGUCGCCAACCCCCGUGCUUGGUGCGGCGGCGGCGGCAGGUGCUGGCCCCAGCACCAACAGCAGCAUUGACGGAAGCGGCCCUGGAGGGACGGGAGGCAGCACAGGAUCACAGCAGCCCCAGACCUGCACAGCUGCCGCCUGCCCGCACGCGGAGGAGGUGUCCGUGCCGUCACGCCUCCAGGACCUGCUGUUGCGAGGCAGCCCGGCAGGAGCCGCAGCGCCACCGCCGCCGCUGCUAGUGAACCGCGCGCCGCUGCUGGGCGAGGGCAGUGGGGUGUGGUUGCUGGCGCCCAACCAAACACUGCUGCAGUUGGUGCGCGUUAGUGAAUUCGUAAGGCGUGUGGGCUUUCAACUAGAUCUCAAAUUGCAGCUGCUACAUGAUGACAACGCCACUGCCCGCCUAUGUCAGCGGGAGCUGCAGAAUCUGGCGCUUGCACUGGCAACCGAACAUCAGGGCGGCUCCAGCGGCACCGGCAACGGAACACCACCACCAUCACCAGCCGUAUCCAACGGCGGAUGCACAGCUGCCGUAGCAACAGCCGCGGCCGCCAUGCCGCCGCCUGGCGCGGUGUUGGACACGGCCUCGGCUGGGCCCCUGAUGACGACGGCGCCGGCCACAUCAGCCCGCCUGUCCGGGUCCUACGCCGCUGCGGCCGCUGCAGCCACCGUGGGAGGGCUGUGCGGUGGGCUGCUGCCGCUGCUGACGGGGGCCCGAGUACUGCCCGCAGACUACAGCGCAAUAGGGGGCGGGGCUGCCGGUGGGCUGCAGCUGGCAGCGGCCGGCAGCAGCCUGGGCGUUGCGGGUGUGGUGGCAGGAAGCAACCCGGCGCAGCAGCAACAGGCGGUGGAGGUGGUGGGCUUAGACCCGAAUGACCUCACGGCCGUGCGGCAGGCCAUCCUGCGCGCCCUGCGGCACGCCAACAGCGCUCUGGACAUGCAACUGCCGUACAGCUCCCGGUACAGACGGGUGCUCGACGACAUGGCGGUGGCGGCACUCCACGCGGCGGCGGCAGCGGCCAGUGCCACAGUCGACACGGCUGAUCCCGUUGCCAGCCCCGCGCGCCUGCUGCUGGCGGCUGAUGCCGCUGGGCCGGUGGCGGCGGCGGUGGUUGCAGAGCUGGCGGCGAAUGCAUCUCGCCAGUUUGGGCGCAUCGCGCUUAGCGCUUUCCCGUACGCCGCUAUCACCCAGCGCCUGUACUGGAGCUCCAUCGGCUUCCGGCCGCCCGCCAACAGCACCGGCGGACCCAAGUCGAGCGGCGGACGCAGCGACGGCGCCGGCGCUCCCGCCCCCAGCGGCCAGCCGAGUGCAGCGUUGCGCAUAGGCCUGCCGGUCGCGGUGGCUGUGGGCGGGGCACUGGCCUUUGCACUGGUGGGGCUGGUGUGCUACGUGUUCGUCAUUGCGCCGCGGGGCGCCCGCGCGCGCAGCAAGAGGUACCGCGCGGCUCAGCCGCCGGGCGCGGGGCCGGCCACCACACUCAUCAUGACCGACGUGCAGAACUCCACACUGCUGUGGGAGGUGCUGGAGGGCCACGUCAUGGACCACUGCCUGUCGCUGCACCACCGCAUCAUGCGCGAGGCCAUCGCCGCCAAUGCGGGACAUGAGGUGUUCACGGAGGGCGACGCCUUCGCGGUGGCCUUCCACGGGCCCGACGACGCGCUGGGCUUUGCGCUGGAUGUGCAGAUGGCUCUGCUGGAGCAGCCCUGGCCGCGAGAGCUGCUGCAGCAGCCGGACGCGGCGGAGGUGUGGGUGGCGCGCCGCAGCCCCUCCACGGCCCCACAGCCGCUGCUGCUGGCAGCCCAGGCGCAACCACAGCCGCAUGCGCAGCAGCAGCAGCAGCAGCAACCUGCCGCCGUGCCCGUGUCCCUAGGCCGCCUGCCCUCCAGUCUGGGACAGCUGGGCUCGCCUACCGACGUGGCAUCACUUAUCGACGGCGCCGGCAGCCACCCCGCUAGGACCGCUGCGGCGAUUCAGUCCAGCCCGACCGAGGACCUGGCGUCUCCUAUACGGUGGCCCCAGCGCUCCGCCACCCAGCUGCUGCCGCCGCCGCAAUUCACCUCAACCUCCGGCGCCUCUGCCUUGGGUUCCGCCAGCUCCCCUUGGAAUACCACGGCGGGCGGCGGCAGCACUGUGUCCGGCACUGAGCGCGGCAGUGACGGCUCGCGCUGGUCGGCGGUGCCUGCCGCCGUGGCCGGCCAUGCGCGCGGCGGCGCACCGCGCACCGGUGCUGCUGCGGCUGCACCUCCUGCGGCCGGCACCACUGGCAGCAGCAGCAAGGCUGUGGGUAAGGAGGUGAGUCAGGACCGGCGCCGGCUGGUGCGCUGGCAGUCGGAGCCGCGCAAGUCCACCACAUGGCUUGGCAUGCAGCAGGAGCAUGAGCAGCAGACCCUGCUACAGCAGGCGCAGACGGGGGCUGAGAAGCCCAAGAAGCAAUCGGUAUCACUCACAGGCGGUGUUGUGCCAUUCGCUGGCGGUGGCGGUGGCACUGGUGGGGAUGGGGAUGGGGACGAGGUGCUAUCGCGGGCGCUCCGGCAGGGGGCAGAGGAGGUCGCGAUGCCGUCUCCUUUCGUCAGGGCGCAGCAGGUAGCUGUGAGGAUGGCAACUGUGUCAAGGGCUGCGGCGGCGGCGGCAUUAGGUGCCGGCAAGGCGGACGUGGGCGGCGCCGGGCAACCCGCCGGCUCCCCCGUGCAACAUGCUGCUGCGGCUGCUGCUGCUACAUUGGUUGUUGGAGACGCCGAAGUCAGCAGCAGCGGCUACGGCGCACCGACACUGCGGCCGCAGGACCCUGCUACAAGUGACGUCCGCCUGCAGGCCGCCGCGGCCACAACGGCAUCAGAAGCAACGGCUGCCGGCCGGGGGGCUACCCAGCCCCCCCUGGUGGCAGGUAGUGGCAGCAUCGGCAGUGGCGCGGCUGCGACUGCGGGCGCACCUGCUGCGGGUGUGUCUGCAGGUGAGGCGCUGCGGAGCACAUCCUGGAGGCGCCGGGCCGCGCGUGCCGCCGCCGCCGGCGCCGCGGCCCUGCCGCCGCCUGAGGCCGUCAUUGAGGAGGAGGGCGACGAGCAAGCCCCACAGCAGGCGGAACAGGAGGAUCAUCAGCGCGGCAGCUGCUUCUCCGACCCGGAUGUGGCGGCGGCGGUGCUGCAGGAGGCGGGCAGCGCAGGCGACAUGUCCGCUGCCGUCGCGGCCGUCCGUUGGGCCGUGUCCCCGGCGGUCUCUGUCCGCGAGGGGAGCAAGUCUCGGGAAGGGGAGGCGCAGGCCAGUGGGCGCACGCUUGGCCAACUGGCAAGCACUGCCGCCAAGCCGUCCGGUCUGUCGGGUAACGGUAGCAGCGGCACCAGCAGCAGCCAAGGCGCGUUGCGGGGCGCGCGGCGCGCCCGGCUGCCUGCGGUGGAGGACACGCCACCUGAGGUGGAGUCGGAGUGGCAGUCGCUGGUCACCUGGGAUGCGUCCCCCACGCCCACGGCGCAUGUGCUGCUGCCGCAGCAGCCGGUAACGGUGUUCAGCCCCUCGGGCCACCACGCGCCGCCCAGCGGGGCAGUCCCCGGAGCCACAGCAGCAGCAGCAGUCGGCGUGGUGGCGCCGCCCUCUGCCCCCGCCACCAAUGCCUUUGCGGGCGCGGGCCGCGCCCUUAUGGCCGCGACCCGGCUGGCGGGUCAGAGCGGGCGGCGCCUGCUCCGCUCCAGCACACUGCCACAGAAGGCUGCUAUGCCACCGCAGCAGCAGCAGCAGCAGCAGUGUGGGUAUGAGCCUGUGGCGGAGGAAGGGGCGUCUGGCAUGGGCGACCUCCUGCCAGAGACAGCCUCCCUGCAGCAGCGGCUAUCUGCCUACAACCAAGCGGACAGCCUUGCUAGUACUGCCGUGAGCAUCUCCCGCCCGGUUGCUACUCCCGACGGCACUGCAGCGGGCGCUACUGCGGCUGCCAUGGUGGCGGGAGGUCUGGUGGGGCGCAUUAGCAGCCUGAUGAUGCUGGCGCCCACACGCAGCGGCGGGGCAGGCAGCAGCGGAACGGGGGUGUCCAUGCAGGCGGCGAUGCAGGCCGCCGGCAGCGCCGGCCGGGAGGCCGGCGGCGGCGGCGGCGGCGGCGGCGGCGGCGGCGGCGGCGGCGGCGGCAUCAACAGCAGCCCCAUUGCGGGCUCCAGAUUGACCCACAGCGACUCGGGCAGGUGGCACCUGCAGGGCCCGCGGCUCCAGGGGCAGCAACAGCAGAGGUCCCACUUGUCCAGGGGGGCAGCUGCGCCCUCCGACUUUGGUGCGACCGCGCAUGCGGACCUGCUGGCAGCUGCCGACGCCCCGGUGGCGGCGCGGCGGCUGCAGCACCCCCCCGGCUACAUGUGGGUCGCAUCCGCGCCGCCGCCAGAGCACAUGGCCCACAUGGCCCACGUGGAUCACAUGGCUCAGGGCCCCCUGCCGAUGCAUUACGGACAGCAGCAGCAGCAGCCGCCGCCGCCGCAACUCCACAGCUCCUUCAAACGCCUGUUUGCCAAGCUCGUGUCGGUGCGCAUGCCGUCACUGCUGCGCCGCGGCGGCAGCCCCGGCUCGCCCCACGCCAGCCCCGGCACGCCCUCUCCACCGCUCGCCGACCCGCAGCACCACCAGCCGCUGCCGCAGCCGGUGUACCCUUCCCAGCUGCCGUACCCGGGUGGCGGUGGGGCGGACUCGGACGGCCAACUGCUUCUGCCCUCAACGGCAGGGGGCGUGGGGAGCGGCCGCAACCCGUUGCGGUCAUCGCCCUCGCCCUGGACCGCGUUGGAGCAGCAGGUCUUAGCGGUGGCAGCACUGCGCGGCGGGCUUGGCGGGCGGCGCGGCGGCGCGGCUGGAGGCAGUGGCGCGGGCGGCGGCAGCACGGGCCUUCCGGGCGCCAUCACGGCACCCGUGGAGCUCAUGUCCGGUGGCCGGGUGAUGGUGGGUGCUACUGCCGCCGCUGCUGCCGGCACUGGAAGUCCGCUGAUGUCGAGCGGCGGGGUAGGUGGCGGCAACGGCGGCGGCGGCGCGCUGCCGCGUGCGUCCAUCGAGGACCUCCACCCGACGGUGGCCCGUACGGGCUCCCGACUGGGACUUGACCAACGGCAGCAGCAACAGCAAUUCUUGCUACAGCUGCAGGUGCAGCAGCAGCUCCUGCAACAACAACAACAACAACAACAACAACAACACCAGCAGCAGCAGCAGCAGCAGCAAAUGUUGAGCCCCGCAGCUUCGGUGGCGGAGCGGCCUCCACGCCAGCUGCUGUCGCCGUUGCGGCCUCUGCCAGCAGCCGCAAGCACCGAGGGCCGCAGCGGCCGUCGCGGCUCGCCUGCGGCCCUGUCGACGCGCGCCUCGGCGGACCGGGAGCAGGCGCUGCUGCUGACCGUCCUGCGCCUGAUGCGGCCAGACGAGAGGCGGCAGCAGCUGGCGCAGCUGCGGCAACAGGCCCACGAGGCGUCCUUUAGUGCGGGCACCCUCCUGCCACCGCGUGCGGCGUCCGUGACCGCCGGUAUGCCGGUAGCGGGGAGGCCGCUGCGCGGCGGGGCUGUCAUGCUGGGCGCUGCUGGCACGGAUGACCUGCCGCUGGGGCCGGUGGACAUCGAGGCAGGGCCGCGGCGCCCUCUGCCGCGGCCGCUCAUGGUGGGGCCUGACGUCGUCCGCAUCGGCAGCACUGUCAGCGGCGAACAGUACAGGGGAGCCGGCGGCUCCCAUGCGGCUGCGGACGCGCCCGCACAUGCUGCAGGCAUGGAUCUUGCUGACACUGACGCUCCUGGCGCCGACGAGCCGCCUGCAGGCGCGCGGGAUCUCGUGAGCGUGGGUGACCUGCUGGCGGCGGCGGCCAGCGCGGCAGGCGGCCGCAGCGCCAUCGUGCCGGGGCUGGUGUCGCAGUUCUUUGCGUCGCUGUGGGCCGACAUCAACAGCGCCGCGCACGAGGCGGCGGCCGUGAUGCGGGCGGGUGUUGGCGUAGGCUCGCCCGGCGGCGGUGGCGCACUGCCGCUGCUUGAUGAGCGCCUGCACAGCGGUGCUCGCAUGCCGCCACCCAGCUUCGGUGAUAGCCAGACCUCUGGCGCGGCGUCUUGUGGCGGCGGCACUGCCACCGCGGGCGGCAGUGUGUUGGCUGCAGGUGCGGCAGCGGCCGCAGAUGUCGGUGCAAACGGGGCGGAUAGGCGUGUCUCCACGGGCGGCCAGCAGCGCUCUGCAAGCGAGCAGCGCGUGUCAGCGGCUCCUGCAACUGCAGUGCCCCGCGGCGGCACCCCGGCCGCCGCCUCUCCUGUGAUGGCAGGCGGUGGCGGGCUGCUGUCAAUGGCGGCGGCCACGAUCGCUGACGCUCUGCGGCCUCUCUAUGAGCGGCUGCGGAACGAGGACGUACCCGCUCUGCUGCAACAGCAACAGAGCCCGCAGCAACAGGCCGUGCGCGGCACCUUCAGCGGCCUAGAGGCAGGGGGUGGUGGCGUUCCAGCAGCCGGUGGCGGCGACCGCCCGUCCGGCAGCAAGACGCCGCGCUUCAUGCGGCGGCUCAGCAUCGGCGGCCUGAACUCGUCCGCGCCCGCUGCAGCGGCCGCGUCCAUGACCGCGGCCGGGCCUGGUAGUGGUGGCGCGGGCGGUCCGCAGCAGCAGGGCGAGCCGGUGCUGGCGUUCCGGGGCCUGCGUGUGCGCGUGGGGCUGCACUCGGGGCCGCGCACGCACGAGGUGUUGACUCUGGUUCAGGACGGCAUGGCGGCGGCGGCCUUCACCGGCGACUUCCUGCUGGCCGCCAAGGAGGUCAGCGACGCGGCCAUGGGUGGUAUGGUGGUGCUCAGCGGGAGCGCCUUCCGCGCGCUGCAGCAGCAGCUGCGCAGCGGGGCGGCGGGUGUGGUCGCGGAGUGCGCCAUGCUGCUGCACCUGGGGCAGCACGUCAUCAAGCCGCCGCAGCUGGAGAGGGACAGCGAGUCGGUCAUUGGCCGGGCCGCGGCAGCUGCAGCUGCAGUAGGACAAAGCACCCUACCACCCCCCCAACUGCCGCCCGCCACCCGCGAUCUGUAUGCCGCGGUGUUCCCCGCCCUGGCCUGCCGCCUGGCGCUGCUGCCGUCGCCCGUGCGCACGCACUCGGAGCUGGUGCCGGGCUGCCUGUCCGCGCCCGCCGGCCUGGUGGCGCCCGUGUUCUGCAAUGUGGUGGGCGUGGAGGCGCUGCUGGCCUGGGAGGCGCUGGUGCAGGAGAGGCUCAUGCGCGCGGCGGCGGUGGCGUCCGCAGCUGCACUCGCGCCCUGCCGCCCUCUGGAGGGCCCGGUCGCAGGUCCCAUGGCCUCUGUGCUGGGCUUCCCAGGUGCCUCAGGUGGCAGUGCGAUGCCCUUCACUGGCGCUGCAGGAGGCAGCAUCUUGGGCUUUGGAAUGGGCCAGCCGCCAGGCCUGAUGAUGGGCAGCGCUGCCGAUUGCAGCGGGGUUGGCAUUGUGCGCGCAGCCCUGGAGAUGUUUUGCGACAUGGCGCAGGAGGCGGCGUCUCGCCACGGGGGCUAUGUGGUAGCCUCGUCCGCGGACGGCGGGCACUGGGUGCUUGUGUUUGGGUGUGCGGAGGCGGCGGUGGGCUGGGGCCUGGAUAUGCUGCAGGCCAUGCUGACGGCGGAGUGGCCGGACGGGUUCCUGGAGCACGAGCUCACAGAGGAGGCGUGGGAAGGCGGGCGGCUCGUGAAGCGCGGUCUGCGUCUUCGCAUCGGUGUGGACUACGGCCGGGCCAUGGUGCGUCUGGUGCCCCGCAGCGGCCGACUGGACUACGUGGGGAGACCCAUGAACCGGGCAGCGCGCAUCGCGGCCAAGGCAAAGGCGGCGUCGCUGCUGGUGAGCGACGCCGCCUGGUCCGCCGCCCGGCCCACGCUGGGGUCUGGCGUGGCCGCCACCAACCUGGGCACCAUGCAGCUCAAGGGCGUCAAGGAGCAGCUGGAGCUGUGGGCGCUGCGUGUGAAGCAGGAGGCCGAUGGCAGGGGAGGCGAGGACGAGGAGGCGGAGGAUAAGGAGGAGGGGGUGGAGCAAGGGGCGCCUUGACCGGGGACGGUGCGUGCAUUGUGAUGAAGGUUCUUAUGAUGGCCCUGCCUAGCUGACGGCAUACGGUUGCCGGCUUCGUUCACCACCUGCUCAGUUCUAGCGGUUGCGCAGUACUCAGAGCUCAUCCAAGUCGGAAAAGAGAGAUUUGGUGGAAGGGACAUGUGCGCCGUUACCGUCAAUUGUCCAUGGACGCGCGAAGGCACUUCUCGCUCCGCCCGAAUUUUCCCUGCCACCAAUUUUCGCUUCGGUGCCAUGGCUGGUGCGGACGCGUCCACUGGGACGCGUCCACUGGGGGUUGUCCAAACUUCAAGCAAAAAUGUCGAUUGUCUGCUUCUCCGCUGGUCGCGAGGUUGCCGUCUGGCGUAUGACAAGCCUUGUUCACAGUCAAGAUUCACAUUACGUGCGACUGUAUGGAUGCGAAUUACAAUUGAAGGGACAGUCCGACAAGCGGGGGCACACCGUACCCACGCCGCGAGGGUCCGUCUCCGGCCCAGAGAGAAACACGGUAUGGGGCUGCCAUGUGAAAGGCAGUCGAGAUGUUGGCGGUGAAAUUGCCCGGCAAAGGAGCAUAGCCAGACCCGCUUGGCAAUUGAAGCCGGCGGUGCAUGUGUGCGCAGACAAUUUUUGCCCGGUUAGGGAGCAUUGUCCACAUUCAAGCGUAGGCAUGGCAGGACAUAUUGAACACCGACCACGCU